This is a messenger RNA of Hemiscyllium ocellatum (epaulette shark), 1394 nucleotides long. It is a transcript of the gene cln3, whose product is annotated as CLN3 lysosomal/endosomal transmembrane protein, battenin. The annotation marks the transcript as partial. The record is from RefSeq and is a predicted model, not a curated record. The transcript is spliced from 8 exons. Gene Ontology annotation, cellular component: lysosome; membrane. Gene Ontology annotation, biological process: regulation of intracellular pH; lysosome organization. Lineage: Eukaryota; Metazoa; Chordata; Chondrichthyes; Orectolobiformes; Hemiscylliidae.
CUCGUCAGUCUCCUGCUGGUCUUCGGGAACAGGAGCUGCUGGUCUGCUGGGAGCGCUCUCCUACUCGGGCCUGACCCAGAGUGGUCUCUGCCCCCGGAAUACCGUGCUCCUGAUGGUCAUCGUCCCCAUCGUCCUGUGCUCCAGUUACAUGUUCCUCCUGGUGAAACCCCCCAGGCUGAGGGUGGGGCAGGAUCCCCUGGGACAGGGGCAGCAGCAGGAGGAGGAGGAGGGGACACCCAUCAUGGGGCAGCACGGACCGCACAGAGCGCGAUACAGGAAACUGACGUUCAGAGAGAAACUGACCAUCGUUCAGUCUCUCCUGAAGUAUAUGGUCCCACUGGGAACAGUGUAUUUUGCCGAAUAUUUUAUUAAUCAGGGAUUGUUGGAGCUGAUGUUUUACCGGAACAUCUUCCUGGAUCAUAACGCGCAGUAUCGCUGGUACCAGACCAUCUAUCAGCUCGGGGUAUUCCUCUCCCGAUCGUCGGCAGAAUGUGUCCAUCUCCGUCGCAUUUGGAUUCUCGCUGUUUUACAGUUUUUGAACAUAGUGUUCCUGGCAGCCAACGUGUGGACCAUCUUUGUGCCCACCAUCUGGAUUAUCUUCAUACUCAUCCUGUACGAGGGCAUGCUGGGAGGGGCGGCGUACGUCAACACGUUCAGGAACAUCAGCAUCGAGGUCCCAGAUGAGCACCGGGAGUUUGCCAUGGGAGCUGCGUGUGUUGCUGACACCCUGGGGAUAGCUAUCUCUGGGGCCAUUGCUGUCCCCCUCCAUGAUUAUCUCUGUCGCCUGGCCUGAGGCUGGGGUCUGGGCUGGGGACGAGGUGGUAGUGGGGGAGUGCGGCCCCUAUUCUCCCGGGUACCCCCCUCCCCUUACUCACCUCCAACCUUCUCUCAAAUCCCGAAUCGAUCCAACUCUCUCACAGCACCCUGUCUCUGUGUGUCUCUCUGAGUGUGUGUCUGUGCGUGUGUCUCUGUGAGUGUGUAUCUGUGUGAGUGUGUGUCUCUUAGUGAGAGUGUGUGUGUGUGUGUGUCUCUCUGUGUGUGUCUGUCUGUAUGUGUCUCUCUGAGAGUGUCUCUCUCUAUGACUGUGUCUGUGUGUCUCUCUCUCUGUGAAUGUUUGUCUCUGUGUGUGUGUGUGUCCCUCUCUGUGAGAGUGUGAGUGUGUCUGUGUAUGUUUGUCUCUGUGUGUCUGUGUCUCUAUAUGUGUCUGUGUUUGUGUGUAUGUUUUGUGUGUGUGUGUGUGUGUGUAUAUCUGUGUGUGUGUGUGUGUAUAUAUAUCUGUGUGUGUGUGUGUGUGUAUGUAUAUAUGUGUGUGUGUGUGUAUAUAUGUGUGUGUGUGUGUAUAUAUGUGUGUGUGUGUGUAUGUAUGUGUGUGUGUGUGUAUGUAUGUGUGUGUG